Molecule: messenger RNA, 957 nt
Organism: Colletotrichum graminicola M1.001
Lineage: Eukaryota; Fungi; Ascomycota; Sordariomycetes; Glomerellales; Glomerellaceae
Exons: 4
Coding region: 1-957 (318 amino acids)
Source: RefSeq, a predicted model, not a curated record
AUGUCGUCUUUCACGCAAACCGUCAACCUCGAGGCGGCCCUGCGUCACGUCUGCAGCCAGCGGGCGACGUACAGCAACGUCGACCUGGGGGAGCGGUCGCUGCAGGUGGAGAUGAUGCGCGGGAUCUUUGGCUCCGCCAACCUCUUGCUCGCCUGGCUCGAUACGUGGAACCAGUCGCUCGCCCCCGGGGCGCUCGAAACCAUCGCGAACCCGAACGGGAAUCGAGCACCAAAAUACGGAUAUGUGGCGGCAGACCCUGGAGUCCCUCGCACGCGGUGGGUGGGCGCACUGGGAGGCAGUACUCCCGUACAGCAUGAACCUCGAUGCCGCGGUUCCAAGGGGACUACGUGUAUCGCCUCCUGGGGAUUUGAUAUCUCGACAUCAUGCCCGACUGACUACACAGAGGCCACGAGCCUGGGCGACGCACACCGGGACUUUGUCGCCUGCUGGCUCCAAGACCCCGUACCGACCACGCGCGCCGCAAAGCCGUGGACGUUCCUCUGCUAUGCCGGGUCCGGCCUUGGGAGCCACAUGCCCACGAUGCCGAGCUGGGCUCCGAACUCACAUGUGGCCAAUUUGCUGCCCGACAUGAUCGCCUACGCGAUGGAGCUUGUCUACGCCCAGGAGCCGACAAUGUCCGUCCCCCGGAGGGCUGGCAGCCCCAUGGUACGGCGCAGGGAGACGGGGGGCUUCCCGGCCGAGGCGAUCUACUCACGGGGGGUGGCCGUCAUCGUGGCUGACUUGAUGGACGGUGAGGCCCGCGGGUCCGUAUGGAAUCGGGAGGGCGACCCCAGAGACGCUGGUGCUCGACUAAGAAGUCGGAGUGGGCUGAGGCGUACGCCUGAGAGAAACCCCAUUAGAUCGGGUGUGGUCCGCCAACGAGUAUCGGCGAAGCCUACGCGUCAACGUGCUCAAGCAGCUGCGCCCUCUCUUGAUCGAGAUGAUUUCACGAUCUGA